AUGAUAAAAAUACUACAAAAAUUCAAUAAAACACUCUUUCAUUUCUCAAAAGAAGUAUAGCUAAAGCAAAGUGAAACUUUGGGCAAAGGAUUUUAUCAAUAGCAAAUAUUUACAGGAUGCCUAGCUGAGUAUGCUUAUUAUAUUGAAUCAAAUAAGGAAGCAAUAAUUAUUGAUCCUCUUAGAGACAUCUAGCCAUAUCUGUAAAUAUUGGAUAUAUAUAUUUUUAGCAACAUCGCAAAGGAAAGAGGAGCAAAAAUAAAAUAUGUCUUAUUAACACACUUUCAUGCAGAUUUCAUAGCUGGACAUUUAAGUUUAUAGAGAGAAACUGAGGCUUAAAUAAUUAUGGGUCCAAGGGCUACUGCUCCAUUCAUUAGCAAAGUUUUGAAUGACAAUGAGUAUUUAGAAGUAGGAAAAGUUAAGAUUCAAGCUCUACAUACUCCAGGUCACACUUAAGAAUCAACAUGCUUUUUAUUGUAUGAUGAGGAAGGAAAAUAACAUAGGUAUUCAAAAUAUUAAAUUAUAUAGCAUUUAUACAGGAGAUACAUUAUUUUUAGGUGAAGUUGGAAGACCUGAUUUGGCAGUGAAGAGCGAUGUUACUUAAUACGACUUAGCCUCAUUGCUCUAUACUUCUCUUAAAUAGAAGAUAUUGGGAUUGCCUGAUGAUGUUAUUGUAUUCCCUGGUCAUGGGGCUGGUUCAGCUUGUGGGAAGAACAUCUCAGCAGGUUAUAGUUGCACUAUUGGAAAUCAAAAGAAAAACAAUUAUGCUUUACAAGAAAUGGAUUAAGAGACCUUUGUGUAAUUAGUGGCUAGUGAUUUGCCUAAGCCACCUUAAUAUUUCUUUUAUAAUGCAGGCUUAAAUAAAACCAACCAAUUUUAAGAUCUUAGUUUGAUAUUAAAAAAAGCUAAUACAAAAUUGACUCCAGCGAAAGUUGUAUCAAAAUAAGGAAUGCAAAUAAUUGACUCAAGAAAUUCCAUAUCCGAAGGAUUCAUUCCUGGAUCAAUCAAUGUGCCUCUCUAAAUUCCGUUUGCUCAUUGGGUUGGGACACUCUUACCUCACGAUAGAGAAAUAGUUAUUGUUUGUGAUCCUGGAAAUGAAGAAUAAACAAUAAUGAGAUUAUCUAGAAUUGGAUAUGAUAACAUUGUUGGAUAUUUGCAUUUUGAUGAUUGGAAAUUAUCAGGAAAUCCAAUCAACAAACCUACAGAGUUAGAAGUUUAAGAUUUCUUAAAGAGAAGCAAACUUGCAUAGAUUGUUGAUGUUAGAACCAAAGAAGAAUGGGGCAAAGGCAUUCUGAAACAUGCACAAUUAAUUACUCUUAGUGAAUUACCUUAAAAUUUAGAGAAAUUAGAUAAAUUAAGAGAUAUUAGCAUAUAUUGCGGGACUGGAUAAAGAGCAAAAAUAGCUCAUACAUUAUUGGUUGCCAAUGGAUUUACAAGAGUGUAAUAUUGCAAAGUAGGAUAUGAUGAUAUCAUCAAGUGAAUUUUUAUAUUUAAUAUAAUGAUAAAAU
Paramecium octaurelia is the source of this 1505-nucleotide messenger RNA. The record is from the annotation of a GenBank genome assembly. NCBI's taxonomy places the organism in Eukaryota, Ciliophora, Oligohymenophorea, Peniculida, Parameciidae.